Molecule: messenger RNA, 1716 nt
Organism: Microtus ochrogaster (prairie vole)
Lineage: Eukaryota; Metazoa; Chordata; Mammalia; Rodentia; Cricetidae
Gene: Gatm
Product: glycine amidinotransferase
Biological process (GO): creatine biosynthetic process
Cellular component (GO): mitochondrial intermembrane space
Molecular function (GO): glycine amidinotransferase activity
Source: RefSeq, a predicted model, not a curated record
GCGCGGCCGCAGGCUGGGAGCUGGAGCGAGGGCGGUGGCUGGGACCUUGUGCAGGCGGAGCAGGCAGGACCAGGGCGAUGCUGAGGGUGAGGUGUCUGCGCGGCGGCAGCCGAGGUGCCGAGGCGGUGCACUACAUCGGAUCUCGGCUUGGAGGACUCUUGACAGGAUGGGUGCAGCGAACUUUCCAGAGUACCCAGGCAGCUACAGCUUCCUCCCGGAACUCCUGUGCAGCUGAAGACAAGGCCACUGAUCCUCUACCCAAGAACUGCCCCGUGUCCUCUUACAACGAAUGGGACCCUUUAGAGGAAGUGAUAGUGGGCAGGGCAGAAAAUGCCUGUGUCCCACCAUUCACGGUGGAGGUGAAGGCCAAUACAUACGAAAAGUACUGGCCAUUUUACCAGAAAAACGGAGGUCUGUAUUUUCCCAAAGAGCAUCUGAAAAAGGCUGUUGCCGAAGUUGAGGAAAUGUGCAAUAUUUUGAAAAUGGAAGGCGUGAUAGUGAGGCGCCCUGACCCCAUCGACUGGUCGCUGAAGUAUAAGACUCCGGAUUUUGAGUCUACAGGUUUAUACAGUGCGAUGCCUCGAGACAUCCUGAUGGUUGUGGGAAAUGAGAUCAUUGAGGCUCCCAUGGCAUGGCGGUCACGCUUCUUUGAGUACCGAGCAUACAGGUCACUUAUCAAAGACUACUUCCACCGUGGCGCCAAGUGGACGACAGCACCCAAGCCAACCAUGGCUGAUGAACUGUAUGACAAGGAUUAUCCCAUCCAUUCUGUGGAAGACAGACACAAAUUGGCCUCCCAGGGAAAGUUUGUGACGACCGAGUUCGAGCCAUGCUUUGAUGCCGCUGACUUCAUCCGAGCCGGAAGAGAUAUUUUUGCUCAGAGAAGCCAGGUUACAAACUUCCUGGGCAUCGAGUGGAUGCGUAGGCAUCUCGCUCCGGACUACAGGGUCCACAUCAUCUCUUUUAAAGACCCCAAUCCGAUGCACAUCGAUGCCACCUUCAACAUCAUCGGACCUGGCCUUGUGCUCUCCAAUCCUGACCGGCCGUGUCACCAGAUUGAUCUUUUCAAGAAAGCAGGAUGGACCAUAGUUACUCCUCCAUCACCAGUCAUCCCCGACGAUCACCCGCUCUGGAUGUCAUCCAAAUGGCUUUCCAUGAACGUCUUAAUGCUGGAUGAGAAGCGUGUCAUGGUAGACGCCAAUGAAGUCCCAAUUCAGAAGAUGUUUGAGAAGUUGGGCAUCAGUACCAUCAAGGUUAACAUCCGAAACGCCAACUCCCUGGGGGGAGGCUUCCACUGCUGGACCUGUGAUGUCCGGCGCCGAGGCACCCUUCAGUCCUACUUUGACUGAGCGGGCAUGGCGUGGCUCUGAGCACGGCCUCAGAUAUACCUAAGAAGCAUAGCAGCAAGGCCCAUUCUCUCGCUUUAAUAAAUGCAUGAACUGUAGUGCUUUGAACAAUCACGUCUUUAACAGGGUUCCCAGGCCUGGGUUACUUUUCUUUGACACAAGGAAGAUUACUCUUACUAGGUUCACUUUCUUCUCCCAAGUUCUUUACUGCUUGGCUUCAAGCAUAAAAGCUGAGUAAAUGCAUACCAAGGCAAAAAUUAGUCACUUGAGUAACUUGGCCGCUAAUAUUUAACCAUCUACCUCUGUUUUUAAUUUUCUUUCCAAAAGGCAGCUUGAAAUGUCAAUCUAACCUUAUUUUCCUCCCUUUUUG